This is a messenger RNA of Equus caballus (horse), 978 nucleotides long. Lineage: Eukaryota; Metazoa; Chordata; Mammalia; Perissodactyla; Equidae. The record is from RefSeq and is a predicted model, not a curated record.
UUUCUCACAUGUUGCAUUGUAUAUAGUGAAAUAUUCAUCAUGGCAUGGGAGAAUCAAACCAUCAACUCAGGCUUCAUCCUGCUAGGAAUCUUCAAUCAUAGUCCCACCCACAUCUUUCUCUUUUCUCUAGUCUUGAGCAUCUUCACAGUGGCCUUCAUGGGAAACACUGCCAUGGUUCUCCUCAUCUACCUGGACACUCAGCUCCACACUCCCAUGUACUUCCUCCUCAGCCAACUGUCCCUCAUGGACCUCAUGCUCAUCUGCACCACUGUACCCAAGAUGGCUUUCAGCUACUUGUCUGGCAAGAAGUACAUCUCUCUGGCCAGUUGUGGAACCCAGAUGUUUUUCUCUGUGUCCCUGCUUGGAGCUGAAUGUUUCCUGUUGGCUGCAAUGGCCUAUGACCGUUAUGUUGCCAUCUGCUACCCAUUGCGAUACUCAGUUCUCAUGAGCCAGAAAAUCUGUGGUCUCAUGGCAGCCUCUUCCUGGAUUCUUGGCUCCCUUGAUGGUAUAAUUGAAGUGGCAGUUGUAUUAUCCUUCUCAUAUUGUGGUGCCCGGGAAAUUCCUCAUUUUUUCUGUGAUGUCCCUGCCCUGCUCACUCUCUCAUGCACUAACACAUUACUGUUUCAAAGGAUGAUAUUUAUCUGCUGUGUUAUUAUGCUUCUCUUCCCUGUAGCAGUCAUCAUUGCUUCUUAUGUUCAUGUUAUUCGUGCUGUCAUUCGCAUGGGAACUGGAGAUGGUCGCCGCAAAGCUUUCACUACCUGUUCCUCCCACCUCAUGGUGGUGGGAAUGUACUAUGGAGCAGCCAUGUUCAUAUACAUGCGACCCACUUCAGAUCGUUCCCCGACCCAGGACAAGAUGGUAUCAGCUUUCUACACCAUUCUUACACCCAUGCUGAAUCCCCUCAUCUACAGCCUUCGCAACAAGGAAGUGGCCAGAGCUUUCACAAAGGUGUUAGGGAAGGGCAAGCCUGGAGAGUAA